CUUCACUACUACAACUACAAUAUCAUCUCAAUCUCUCCUCUACCGCUCUCGCCAACACCAAGAAUGACUCAUCCUCACUAGACUGCACGCUGAAGGUGAUACCCUCGUAAUCAAUCUGCUCAGACGAUGGAAGAUGGUGGCACAUCAAACGCCCAUCAUUGAUGAUAUGAGAUGCUGCAGGUCCCCCGCUUCUUGAGGCCCAGAGCCUUGCAUGUCAAUGGAUGCACGGCAUUUCCGCCAUGUAGACGUGCUUCUUCUCGAGGUGGCAGCAGUCCACCGCCAUGGCGGCCAGCUUCUACGUUGGACGACUGGGUUGACCGCCCAAUUCGGCCCAUCAGUCUGCGCCAGCUCUUCUUCUUCGGUCGCACCUUGACUGAGAGUCGACUGCUCAGCUCGGCAAAUUAUGUCCGCAUGGAACUGCCCACCAGAAUUGCCCAUCGCCUACGAGAAAUGCAACGCCUGCCCUACGUUGUUGUCACGAACCCCCAUCUCUCCUUGGUCUACGAGCUGUACUACAAGUCAUUUGAGAAUUUUCGCCGCAUGCCAGUGAUCAGAACCGUCGAAGAGAAUGAGAAUUUUUGCAAGGUCAUCGGCGAAAGCCUCAGAGAGCACAUGGCAGUGAUUCCCAACUUGGUCAUGGGGGUGCUUGAAUGUCAAGAGCUUGUUUCUGCGGACACCAUGGACAAGUUCGUGCAGGCGAUGUUACGAGCUCGCAUUUCCCGGCGCGUUAUUGCCGAACAGCAUCUCGCCCUUACCGAGACAUUCAACUCUCCUUGGCAUGUCCCUCAACCCAGCUCUGAGAAUGAGUUUGUGGGGGAAGUUUUGUUGAGGUGCAAUGCAAAGGAAAUCAUUGAAAGAGUUGGCAAGUUUACGCAGGAUAUUUGCAAGUCAUCUGCAGGUGCUGAUCCCAUGGUGCCGGAGAUCAAAAUUCAGGGGCACAUCAAUGCAACUUUCCCCUACGUUUUGAGUCAUCUGGAAUAUAUCAUCGGAGAGCUGCUACGGAAUUCAGUACAGGCAGUCAUGGAAAGGUAUAAGGAUCCAAGCCAGCCACCUCCGCCGAUCGAGGUCUUGAUAUGCGAGACACCUCAACAUGUUGUGAUACGCAUUUCUGAUCAAGGUGGAGGUAUCCCAAGGGAUAUAAUGCCCUUCCUCUGGUCUUUUAACAAAGGACCAAGGAGCGCUUCACGGCUUGAGAACUUCCGAGAUGUUCCAACCUUAGCUGCUACCAUGCAGGAAGUGCGACAACUGGAAGCGGCGGAAGAGAAGCCAAGCGGAAAGAUUAGGGACUCUUCUCUCAGCACACUCGCUUCGAGAGCACCCGACCUCAGGUUGGGAAUGGGGUUGCCCAUGAGUCGAGUAUAUGCUGAAUAUUGGGCGGGUGGCCUUGAACUCCAUAGCCUGGAGGGCUACGGUGUCGACGCUUUCCUACAGAUAUCGAAGCUUGGCAAUCAGAACGAGCAACUCACAUCACGGGCUAGUAUAGAUGCUGUUUGAGCGACGUGGAAUCUUGACCUAGGUAGCAUUGGCUGUUCUGUGGAAUGGAUUGCCGGCGAAGAAGACGAAUGGCAUUUCUUUUAUCUGUGAUUGCUGCAGAACUGCAUAAUGCCGGUCAGCAAUUGCAACCAACAGCGCGGAAGAAGCGAUGAAUACUGUGUGCACGAGUUUAUUCAGAAUUGCCUCGAACGUCAUGCUCGGCCAGCAAAAAUGUCGACGGCAGUCUACACAGUAGAGCGGCUGAGCUAUCAGCUUACCAGAGUUGAUGAUUUCUUCAUGAUAGGCCGAAAGAGGGG
Messenger RNA from Exophiala xenobiotica, 1790 nucleotides. RefSeq lists its product as uncharacterized. Bases 172 to 1494 code for a protein of 440 amino acids. The transcript has 2 exons. Gene Ontology annotation, biological process: regulation of glucose metabolic process; protein phosphorylation. Gene Ontology annotation, cellular component: mitochondrion. Lineage: Eukaryota; Fungi; Ascomycota; Eurotiomycetes; Chaetothyriales; Herpotrichiellaceae. Gene Ontology annotation, molecular function: pyruvate dehydrogenase (acetyl-transferring) kinase activity. The record is from RefSeq and is a predicted model, not a curated record.